CAGCAGCGCCGAAUCCUUAGACCGGCUGUACCCUGCGGUGGGAUCCACCAAACCACCCCGAAAGCGGACCACUAGCCAGUGCAAGUCUGAGCCACCCCUGCUGCGCACCAGCAAGAGGACCAUCUACACAGCUGGCCGGCCACCGUGGUACAACGAGCAUGGGACGCAGUCCAAGGAGGCCUUCGUGAUAGGCCUGGGAGGAGGCAGUGCCUCUGGGAAGACCACGGUGGCCACCAUGAUCAUUGAGGCUCUUGAUGUUCCUUGGGUGGUUCUGUUGUCCAUGGACUCCUUCUACAAGGUGUUGACCAAGCAGCAGCAGGAGCAGGCAGCCAGCAAUGACUUCAACUUUGACCACCCCGAUGCCUUCGACUUUGACCUCAUCAUCGCCACCCUGAAAAAGCUGAAGCAAGGCAAGAGUGUGAAGAUCCCCAUCUACGACUUCACCACCCACAGCCGGAAGAAGGAAUGGAAAACCCUCUAUGGCGCCAACGUGAUUAUCUUCGAAGGCAUCAUGGCAUUCGCAGACAAGGAGCUCCUGAAGCUCCUUGAUCUGAAGAUAUUUGUGGACACGGACUCGGACAUCCGCUUGGUGCGUCGCCUGCGCAGGGACAUCAGCGAGCGCGGCCGUGACAUCGAGGGUGUCAUCAAGCAAUACAACAAGUUUGUCAAGCCCGCCUUCGACCAGUACAUCCAGCCCACCAUGCGGCUGGCCGACAUCGUGGUCCCCCGAGGGAGCGGAAACACGGUGGCUAUCGACCUGAUCGUUCAGCACGUCCACAGCCAGCUGGAGGAGCGUGAACUCAGUGUCAG
This is a messenger RNA of Phaethon lepturus (White-tailed tropicbird), 810 nucleotides long. RefSeq names its product uridine-cytidine kinase-like 1. The annotation marks the transcript as partial. The transcript has 7 exons. Gene Ontology annotation, molecular function: kinase activity; ATP binding. NCBI's taxonomy places the organism in Eukaryota, Metazoa, Chordata, Aves, Phaethontiformes, Phaethontidae. Gene Ontology annotation, cellular component: cytoplasm. The record is from RefSeq and is a predicted model, not a curated record.